UAAAAAUAAGACAAAUAGAACUGUUACAAAAAAGAAGGAUCAGGAAAAUGUAUAACGAUUCAGAAACAAAACGCUUAAAAAAAACAAGUUAAAUAAAAAAAAAAUCUCGUAGCUUUCGCGGGUGUCAGCGAAAAGUUAUAAAUUGAAGUUCAUGUUAACUUUUGGCUAAUUAGGAGUCGUGCUCAGCAUUUCUACAUAGUUACCUGAAAUUGAUAUACCUUUGCAUAAAUGCUUGCUUUCACCUGUAUAACUAUGUAAACAGAAUAAUAAGUAUCUUUACCAUGAAUCCAAACAAGAAAGAUAACAGUGGUUGGAUUCUGUGUCCAUCUAAAAGCUUUCCGGGCAAAUUUUACUAUUUCAAUGUCUUGAAUGGCGCGACUGCUUGGAGUUUGAACGAUACGGAUCAAAAGGCAAUUCGCAAAGACAACAUUCUGCAGAAAGCCGACAAGACUCACACAUUCCCUGAACCUUCGGGUCCACCAGCAGAGUCACCCUCCACUAAUAUAGAAUUGAACAUGCAGAAACAAGCCCCAAUUAUUAUCCGAAGAAAUGACUUUCCACAAACUACACCCGUAUUUGGCCAAGCAACAUUCCCUACAUACAUUUCAAAUGUCAAUCCUUACAUGCAAAAUAUUAUAUGGGCCCCAAUGUUGCCAAUGUUUCCCAAACCGUGGCAGGACCAACGGACACCAUCUUGGGAAUCCAGAGAAGUAUUAGUUGAGACUUGCAAUAUUCCGCUAUCAAAAAGAUUUACUAAUUAUGAAGAACCAAAAACAAACAUGUUUCAACAGGCUGCAAGAUGUCCUCAAUUUUUUGGUCAAUCUAGUCAAAAUGAACAGCCUCUAAAAACUUCUAGUAACAUUACCACUGAGUCCCAAAUAUUUGGGGUUAAUAUUAAAAAUACUUUUGAUCCAAUAAAAAAAGGCCGUCAAAGAACUCAGUCUGAAUCUAAUAGAACAACUUUCUAUGACAAUAUUGAACCAUUAAAGAAAGUUGGAAGGCAAAGGACAUUGUCAGACGACAGUGUAAUUUUUGAAAAGUAUGAUGAGUCUAAAUCAGCUUUUAAUCAAAGUCUCAAAAUUUAUAAACAAAAUAUUGAAUCUUCAGACAUAAUCCAACCAAGAAGUAACUUUGUUAUGCGAAAAUCACUUUUAUAUCCCAAUACAUCUGAAACUAUAAACAAUGGCCACACAGAAAUUAAUGAAAAAGAUCCUUUUGUGAGUAAUUUGGAGAAAUAUGAUCAGAUUGAGAACAAUAAAGGUGACUUUUUGGGAAAUCUUGAUAAAAAUGAUUUGAGACAUACUUUGGUGAGAAAGAGAAGAAUAUCCAUUUGUUUAGGAAGAACAAAUCAUGUUGAUGAAAAUCAGUAUAUGACCUUACAAACUCCUGUGAAGAAACGAGUGAUGUUUGACUUGGACUCCGCCGAAGGAAGCUCAAAAGACCAAGACUCCAGUGAAAAUUUGCCACCAAUAACAAUUGACACCAUGCGUGAUCUAGCUGAACGUUACAAUGGAUAUUGGUACAUAGUUGUAGACUCCGGCGUCUUACUUGACAACUAUGAUUUUAUUGACAAAUUUGUCAAGUUGGAUAAAGAAUGUCGUCUGUUCGUCCCGUACGCGGUGAGGUCGGAAAUAGAAGAGUACAGUUUCGGCGACUGUCGCGGGCAACAGCGAGUCAUUGUCGCGCGACAGCUGACGAGGAAGCUGGCGACACUGCAACAUGUUGUUGUUCAACCGGCAGAGGAUGAAGAUAAAAUUUACACGAAUAUGUCGACUAUAGUCCGAAUAUUGAAUUGUUGUAAAGAAUCAAUGAAACGUAAUGAUCAUGUGGUAUUAAUAACUGAAGACACAAUAUUAUAUGAAAAAGCGAAAACCCUAAAAAUACACUGCUUCAAACUCAAAGACGUCAAAGAUGGCGUCGAUAAAAGCGAUCAGCAAUCGCUUAAAAUCACGUUGAAAAAUGAAUCAACACAAAAUUUGUUUUUGCCAAAAGAAUCUAGUUUUUAUUCUAAUACUAACUCGAAAAUUCCAAUUGACGGUUACAAGAAAACAAUAUUCGAUGAUGAUGCAGUAAAAAAAAACUGUGACGUUCAAACACAUAUUAAAGUUACGACUGAUGCUAACACAUCUCCGAUAAAUUUUGAAGAAACGAUAGUUAAAAAGAAGGAAAAGUCGCGGGAUUAUCUUAAUUUUAACUACGACAGCGAUUCCGAUGCGACAGUUAUAAGUAAAACUAUGGAAAAACUUAUAAUAAAAGAUAAAAAUAGUAAUUUCCUUAAUAAAAAUUCUAAUGACAUUGUUAAAUUAGAUGAUAGAAAAAAAUUGUUUACAUUUCAAAUAAAAAAUAAGAAUCCUCAAAAUGAGCAGAAAAGUGGCCACUUACAAAAUUCGAAAAAAGAAUCCGUUUUCAGCGCACCGAAACAGAAUUUGUUCCUAAUUCAAAAUCAGAAGGUAUCUGGCCAGAAUGAAAUUCAAAGUAUUCGAACCGAUAAUUUGAAGGAAAAGUUUAAAAAGUCAAUAGGGGAUAAGGUUAAGCAAAGGUUUCAAGUGAAAAGCAAGUUUAUGGUGGACAACAUAAGGUCUAAUAUCGAUGAAUGGAUUUGUACUUUUCGGCAGAUAAUGGAAUAUGGCUUAUCUUCAUAUUUACAGAGUUCCUUACAGAAGAAUUCCUCUGAAAUCCCCCUCUGUCUUCUCCCGCCCUGGACGCUGCAUGAAGCAGUGACGUGCGUCAGAAAAGUGGUUGAUGCUCGUGGCGUGUGGAAAGUCACCGUUGUAGCUGAUGAGUUGUCACUGUUGCUGCUCAAUAACUGCUGCAAACGAGGUGAACUUAAAAAGGAUAUCAAGCCAGAAAAGUUAAUGUGUGUCUUUGGCUGUGGCGUCUUACUGGUUGAACUGUUGCAGUCGACAGUCACUUCGCAAGCGCUAUCGGACACCCAACAGCUGCUAUACGAUAUGUUACACAGAAUACAACACGGCUCUGAAGAGGUUGACCUGAUUCGUACACCAGUACUACGCAGAGAAUACGGAGACGAGCCUAACAGACAUAAUUUUCCGAAGAAAAAAAUUGACAUAAUCCAAUAUUUAAAGAAUCACUUUCCGGCGUGGCAAAGUUAUGUGGAGUCUUCUACACAUGAUGAAGUGAUAACACAAAACGACAAAAAAAUCGUGCGCACCUUUGGCCGCAAUUUAAAUCUAUUGACCAUAGACAAUACAAAAUCUAUGACACUGAAAGAAUCGCCCGACAACGCUGGCGAAGUAAAAGAAACAAAAUUAUCUAGACAAUCUUCAGAAGUAAACUUAUCAGAGAACACACAAAUCCAUUCACAGAGUACGAUCAAACUUAAUGAACCGAAAAUAAUAAGGCUUUUCGAUACGAACAUGCCGUUGGCCAAGAAAAAUUCUCAUGCCAUAGACAUAAGCAUGACUCCAAAGCAUGGCAACACUUUUGACGAUAUAAAAGAAACAGACGGACCGAAAGUUGUCAGAAACAUGAACCCCAUUGAAGAAUUCGAAAAUAAAUUACAAUCUAAAAAUGAUGAAAUUGAUUUCAAUAUUAAUGCUUGUGAUUUAUCAUUAUCUGAUAUAUCAUUGUGUACAAGCGUUGAUAGAAUUAAUGAAAAAUAUCACACAAUUGACGAUGUUAAAAAAGCGUUUAAUGAUGACGAAAAUUGUGAACUAAAUAAUUCUAUGGAGAUAAGACGCGAUUCAAUUAAUGACAGAAACUCAUUUAAUUCGCUAUCACUUAAUGACAAUAAGGAGUAUAGAGAUCAGAAUAAUGACAUAGACAAACCUAAUGAUAGCUCGACCAGUGACAGUGGGUUUGUGAAUGAGAACAACACGUAUACAUUAGUACAAACAUUCUUGAGUGAACUCAGCGGUUCUAUGAAGUCGAUUUAUGGUUUUAUAGACGACAGUAUGGCGGAGUUUCGAAAGAAGGAAAUAGAGAGUGACAAAAAGAGAUCAAUAUUCGAUAAGGCGUCCGUAUCUCACUUACAUUUGUCUGGGAUCAUUUAUAAGCUGAAAUGCAUCGUCCAAAGGGAAUCCGAUGAGGUGACUCCUCUAAAAGAGAUUUUAUUGAAAGCUGACAUGAUGGUACUUGGGGACAUACGGCUGAUGAAAUACAGGCAAGUUGUUAUGAAGUGUCUGGAACAAGCGCAAUUGUUAGAAGCUGCCCUCAAAAUACUUCUAGCAAUAACUGAAGGGAAUUAUGACGUCGCGUACUGUACAGACAGACAGACAUUUUUGAAUAUAUUCGAAUAGAGACGUAUAUUAAAUGAAUAUAUAUAUAUACAUAUAUUUUUUUAAGGGAUUGCUUCACCGCUUGCUGACAAAGUAUCUGAUAACUACACUAGAUGUUGCCCGGGGCUUCGCUCCCGUGGGAAUUUUGAGAUAAAAUAUAGCCUAUAGCAAUCUUGGAUAAUGUACAUUUCUAAUGACGAAAGAAUUUUUGAAAUCGGUUCGGAAGUUUCUAAUAGUAUUGAUGAAUGUCUUCAAAGAUGAUAUGCGUGACAACGACCGUGCGAAGUGGAGACGGAAAAGUAGGAAAGCGGACCCUGGGCUCCGACGCUCAACAGCUAAGGAAAAAACCGGGAAAACACUCAGGCGAAACAGAGAACUUAUACAUUUGGAGCGUCAAAUAUUUUGUUUGAAAAGUUUCAAAUAACUUCAGGCAGAUAUUCUAAUAGUUUAACUGUCAGUUAAUAAUAUGAUAUUUUAUCAGAAAGUGGUGAUAUGUCAUUAAUAUUUUUGUAUGAAAAAACAUUCUUAGGUGCCCGUUAGGUGAUUUUUUUUUCGGUGCCCAAAAUGGCAUACGUCCAAUCAGUCAACGUGCUCUUGUACACGGUAUUUUUUUGAUGAACUUCACAAAUUGAUUUAAAAAAUUACCCUAACAUCCAAAAGUUUAUGAUAAAAUGGUAUUAGUUUUAAGUGAUAAGUGAUUAAAAUCAUAAAUCAAUUGAUUGCAUUUUAAGAUACACGUAAAUAAGAUACACAUAUCUUAACUAAGAUACAUGUACCUUAAAUUAUUAGAUAUAAAACUUAUUGGCUAAUUUAAUAAUAAUAAUUUAACACAUUAAUGUUAACACAGUUCGACAUUUUUAUUAGUCAAUAAAAGUCGUAUAAUAUAUAUACAUAUAUAUUUAUUUUAUCUGUACGAUAAGAAAAUAAUGUUCCUAUAUUUUGAGACUGAAUACUAAACAAAACUAACUACUUACCCUCAUAAAAAAUCUAUUUUAGUUAAAAAAUUGUUUUGUUUCUUGGUUUCAAUGUGAAGUGAGAGACAAUUUUUUAAAUUGAAAUGAGUUGUUAUUGUUAUUAUGAUAAGCCUAUUCAUAAAAAUGACAUUUCGCUAUAUAGCCUUAAGAUAACGGCUCGGAAAUUAGCUACGAGCUGUCAAAAAAAUGCCAUUAAAAAAAUACGAGGAGUUACUUUAGUGGGCAGAAGCUUUU
Molecule: messenger RNA, 5446 nt
Organism: Plodia interpunctella (Indianmeal moth)
Lineage: Eukaryota; Metazoa; Arthropoda; Insecta; Lepidoptera; Pyralidae
Exons: 15
Coding region: 282-4259 (1325 amino acids)
Source: RefSeq, a predicted model, not a curated record